Messenger RNA from Notothenia coriiceps (black rockcod), 7826 nucleotides. It is a transcript of the gene baz2bb, whose product is annotated as bromodomain adjacent to zinc finger domain, 2Bb. Bases 224 to 6715 code for a protein of 2163 amino acids. NCBI's taxonomy places the organism in Eukaryota, Metazoa, Chordata, Actinopteri, Perciformes, Nototheniidae. The record is from RefSeq and is a predicted model, not a curated record. The transcript has 39 exons. Gene Ontology annotation, cellular component: chromatin. Gene Ontology annotation, molecular function: protein binding; DNA binding.
UGCGAACAGAGAGCAACACACUUAGUCACACUGCCACCCGGAGCCAACUAAACACUGACCAAUCUCUCCGUUCAUGUCUGUUUAACAUCCCAAAAACUGCACACAACUGGGAAGUAAAUCAUCACCUUGUUUCGCUUCUUUUUUUUUCAAAGGAUUACAUCGAAUUUCAGAGAUGGGGUGCAGACCAGUGAUGUCACGGAACUGAAGACAGUCUUAUACAAAUAUGGAGUUUGGAGAGCGGCUGGCCUCCCCAUCUUCAGCCCUGUCCUCCCUCCACAUGGCCUCCUCUUCAGCCAGCUCCUCCCCUGCUCCACCCCAGACCCCCUCCACAAAGUUUAGCCCGGCCCCCAGUCCCGCGGGCAGCUCCCCCCUCACCAGCUGUGGAAAUCUGCUCCGGGUCGCCGGAGAAGAGCGUUUAAGUAUGUCUGGCAGCUCCAAUGGUUUUCCUUUGGUUAGCCAUCCGGCUUUCGGGCUCUUCGCGUCCAGUUCAGGUCGCUCUGAGUUUGGAGGCCUAGGAAGUCUGGGUUUGUCUGCCCUGGCUGCUCACUCACAGUUUGGUGCAUUUCCAGACUGGUGGCGGCACUCUGAGACACAAACCAUAGGACCAGCAGCCUUCUUUCCUCCUCUUCUGGGUCUGCAUCCUGUAUUUGCAUCAGCCUUCAAAAGCCACAAUCAAAUUCUCUUGCAGUCACGUACCUCAGGCGUUAAUGGAGCAGCGAAUGGUAGAAGCACAUCUUCUCCAAGCGAGAACUCUGCUGGGAACACCAGUUCAUUACCAACAAAGGGAAACUCGGGAAAAACUAAAGCCAACAAUAGUCGGAUUCAAAAGAGCAGCCAGGAGCUGGGCCAGCUGCAGCAGAAGAUCACCCUGAAAACAAAAGACAAGAAACUCAACAAAAGACCACUAGAGAGCUCCAGCAUGAGUGGCAGCCAAUCGGGAUCAUUGUCAGAUUGCUCCUCCAGCGAUGGUGAGGAGAGCAGCAGUGAUCCCGACGACAUGGAGGAAGAGGAGGAUAUUGAUGAAGAUGAUCAAAGCAAUGACAGUGAGGACUUUGAUUCAGAAAAAUACAUUCAAGUUGAAAGAAAAGUCAAGCGGCUGACACAGAACAUUUCUGAGGGUAAAAAGAAGAGACCUCACUCUGCUGAUGGGGAUCCAACUGGAGACAGACAUGGUGACACUGUUCCCUUGACUUCCCCGUACCACCUGCAGUCCUCUCUUCAUCCCGCUGGCCUGUCACAGUCUGCAGCGCUGUUCCUCCACAGCUCCAGGACUGCGGAGGAGGAAGGCCAGCAGCACAUCAGCGUUAUCCAAGCCACAGGGUUGGCAGGUGGCAACGGUCCCCUGGCACCAUCCCACAGGGAGGCCUCACCUCUGCCCUCCAGACCACCAACUCUGUUAUCUUCAAAGCCUCGACAUAAACCUAGGUUUCUGAUGCCCUCUCUGAAUCAUGCCCAGCUGCUUGAUGGCACGAAGGAGAGCAGUGCAAACGUCCCAGAUGAAAGACUGUUACAAAGUUUUAAAUUAAAAACGUCCAAGGAUUCCAUCAAGCAGGCAUUGUCUCUGCAACCUAAGAGCCAGAACUCCUAUAAACGUCUCAAAAGUUCAGCCUCAUCAUCGCUGACUCAACAUAAACAUUCGUCGGAUACGUUGAGCAGUCACUUAAUGUCUCUCCCACACAUCAAUGACACCAAUCUGUUCCUGAGCCACCACCUUAACGGAAUGAUCCACGGCGCAGUGCAAGAUGCUCCUUUGGCCCUCAUCACUAAACCCCGCAGCCAGAGCAGCACCCCCUGUAGCAAACCCCCACUAGUAACCACCAGCCCUCCCUGUCCCAUGCCCAUCAACCUGAGCACCGGCAGCUCAGAUUCAACCCCUAAAUCUUCAGCCUCACCCGGCGGUGUUCGCAGACAGAGGAAGUCGAACACUCCCAAGUUCCUCCCAGGAAAGAGCCUCUCUAAAAGCAGCACUUCCUGUCCACCUGCAGACUUGGUCAGAAGCAGUGAGUCUGAUAUCCACAGCAGCAGCAGGGACUCGGACGACUCUUUAGGAGAUGACUUUGAUGAUGAUGAUGAUGUUGAGGAUGAAGAUUCUGGCAGUAGCCUGUCAGAGUCGGAGAGCAAUCUUGAUAGCGACUCUGAUGGCUCCGAAGAUGAUGCGAAGGAGCGUGGCGAGACGGAAGCAGACAGCGAUGCAGAGAGGACUCCCCUGAAACUCACCAAAGCGACCUUGUCUACUCACAAGUCCUCCUCGAAGCUCUCAGCAAACGGCAAACUGCUUAACCUGAAGAUCGUCAAGCCUCCUAGCUUACCCAGUAGCCUACUCACCUCCACCAGCUCAGGAGCACUGAGUAACCAUGGCACUCCAUCGUCAUCCUACACGUUUCCCACACUGCCAGGAUCAGGGAAAAGGAGGAGAGUAACGGAUGAGAGAGUUCUGCGGAUGCCUCUUGAGUUCGGGUGGCAGAGAGAGACCAGAAUCAGGACUGUGGCAGGUCGUCUGCAGGGAGAGGUGGCUUACUUUGCACCAUGUGGGAAGAAGCUGCGUCAGUACCCUGAUAUAAUGAAGUACUUACUCCGGAAUGGGAUAACUGAAAUCUCGCGGGAUAAUUUUAGCUUCAGUACAAAAAUUAAAGUUGGUGACUUCUAUGAAGCCAGAGAAGGACAAGAGGGUCUGCAGUGGUUCUUGCUGGCAGAGGAGGAGGUCGCUCCCAGUAUCAUAGCGAUGGACGGGAGGCGCAGCCGCUGCCCUCAGUCUGAGCGACGGUCGCUAGGUGACGGCCCCGCAGCCAGGCAGUGGAAACCCUACCCUCUGAAUGUUGGGGAAAAUAACUUCCAAGAUGUCAGUGAUACAAAGCUGCUGCGUAAACUGGAGGCUCAAGAAAUAGCUCGACAGGCAGCUCAGAUUAAAAUGAUGAGGAAACUUGAGAAGCAGGCCAUGGCACAAGCAGUCAAAGAGGCGAGGAGGCAACAAGCAAUAAUGGCUGCCGAGGAGAGGAGGAAGAAGAGGGAGCAGAUGAAGUUGGUAAAACAGCAAGAGAAGAUCAAGCGCAUUCAGCAAAUUCGUAUGGAGAAAGAAGUCCGUGCACAGCAAAUUGUCGAGGCAAAAAGAAAGAGGAAAGAACAAGCAGUCAAUGCCAAAAUGAUGGAGGCUGAGAGGCGAACCAAGGAUAAGGAGAUACGAAGAAUGCAAGCUGUCUUUCUAAAGCACCAGGAGUUGGAGAGACAUAGACUAGAUAUGGAGAGGGAAAGACGCAGGCAGCACAUGAUGCUCAUGAAGGCUGUGGACGCCCGUAAGAAGGCAGAGGAGAAAGAGCGUCUGAAGAAAGAGAAGAAGGAUGAGAAAUUGUUGAACAAGGAGAGAAAACGAAGGCUCAGGAGACUUGAAGUGGAAAAAGCAAAGGAGCUGAAGAAACCAAAUGAAGACAUGUGUCUAGCAGAUCAUGAGCCACUUCCAGAGUUGUCCCGGAUCCCUGGUCUAGUUUUAACAGGAAGUACCUUCUCUGACUGUCUGGUGGUGCUGCAGUUUCUGUGCAGCUUUGGGAAGGUGCUGAGGUUGGACCUAAACCCAAACAUGCUCAACCUCAAUGACCUCCAGAAGGGGCUGCUCAACACUGGGGACAGUUUGGGUAAAGUGCAGGACCUGCUGGUGAGCAUGCUGUCCGCAGCUGUGUCUGAUCCCGGCAUACCUGCAGGGCACAAGAAUAAGACCGCCUUGGGGGAGAACCUGACUAAUGUGGGGAUCAACAGAGACAACGUGUCUGAGAUCCUGCACAUCUACAUGGAGGCUCACUGUGAGCAGACACAGCUGGCUGCUCUGGCCCUCAGCCUCAGGACCAAAGCCUUCCAGGCCCACAGCCCCUCACAGAAGGCCUCCAUGCUGGCGUUCCUGGUCAAUGAGCUCUGCUGCAGUAAGGCUGUGAUCAGUGAGAUCGACAAAAACAUUGAUCACAUGACCAACCUGAGGAAGGACAAGUGGGCUGUCGAGGGAAAACUUCGCAAACUGAGGAGCAUCCACGCCAAGAAGAGCGGGAAGAAAGACAGUGUGGGAGGAGAGGACAGCCACACCUCUGUCACCCCCACUGCCAGAAACAAAUGCAAGAGGAAAGAAGGGGACAGCGAGGAGGAAGAGGACGAGGAUGACGACAGCGAGGACCAAGGAGACGACGAUGACGAUGAUGAAGAAGAAUCGGGUGGGAAGAAGGGGAAGAAAUCUGAAAUAUGUGAAGAGGAGGAUGACAGCGUACAAUCAGCCAGCACGGAGGAGCUGGAGAAGCAGAUAGAGAAAACACACAAACAACAAAGUCAGAUCAGACAGAAGCUAUUUGACUCCUCCCACUUACUGCGCUCCAUGACGAUUGGUCAGGACCGCUACAAGAGGCGUUACUGGGUCCUUCCGCAGUGCAGUGGCCUCUUUGUGGAAGGCAUGGAGAGCGGUGACGGUUCUGAAGAGGAAGAGCAAGAGGAGAAACAAGUGAGAACUGCUCAGACAGUCAGGGUAAAAGAAGAGGAGCAGGAAGAGACAAAGAGCCCAGCACAGAGCAGAGAGUGUGAAACCCCCACAAAGGAGAGCCAGCAGGACAGUCUCAAUCUCUUCCUCCAGAGACCCGGCUCCUUCUCUAAACUCAGCAAAUUCCUGGAAGUCGCCAAAAUGGCUCAAGACUCGGACAUCAAUUCUCACAAUGGUCAUUGUUCUAAAAUCCCUCCAGCUGCAUCUUGUCCCUCAUAUCCCACUUUUCAGCAGGGACUGAUAGAUAAAAGCGAUACUUCAGUGCCACCUCUGCUCAUAAACAGUCCCUGGAUGACCUGCAGCCCUCAGUCUAUGCUUCAUGAGGACCAGCUCUCCAAGAUGCUGAUGGAGCAGCGCAACCAGUGGUUCAGCCUUUUGCCUCGCUCCUCCUGCGACGAGUCCUCCUCCUCCACCCCCGGCUCCAGCCCAUCAGCCUCCGCCUCUCCACUGCAGACCGCCAGCACUAAAUCCCCCCCCUCCCUCUCCCCUAAUCCCCUAGCUGCAGCCAGUUUCAGUGCUUCUGCUGGGAUUAAUAACAUGCAGCUGUCUGUCCUUCAGUCUGGCCUUCAUCAAAGCAGACAGUGCAACGUGUCCACAGCAGCGAGUCCCAUCCUGCCCUCCUCGGGGUCUUCUCUACCCCUCCUGCUGGAUCUGUCCUCCCAGCAUGCCGAGGGUAAUGGCAACAGGGUCUUCUCCCUGGCAAACACCAGCUCUGUCAACAAGAGCGAGACCCCAGAGCCCCUGAGUGACAGGCCCGAGUGUGCCUCGUCCCCUGCUGAGGAAGUGGCCAAGACCCAGGACUACCCUCGUCCUCAGCCAGUCCCCGAGGAGAUGCUGUGUGGCUGGUGGAGGGUGGCAGACAUGGAGGAACUGCAAAGUCUGGUCAAGGCCCUCCAUAGCCGAGGAAUCAGAGAGAAGGCCCUGCAAAAACAGAUCCAAAAACAUAUCGAGUACAGGACCCAGCUCUGUGCCAACAGCAAAGAUGCGAUAGAUGUGUCAGAGCUGGAGGAGCAGGAGGUGAGCGAGGAGGCGGUGGAGAGUUGGUGUGUGGAGGAGCAGGCCAUGGAGGAGGACAUCAGCCUACUGCAGCAGGUGGAGGGUCUGGAGAGGAGGGUGGUCUCUGCCAGCCUGCAGGUUAAGGGUUGGAUGCAUCCUGAGCGGCAGUCAGACUGGGAGGAUCUGGUCUAUCAUGAGCACAAGCUCUUAUCUUCCCCGGCUGCAGAAAGGAAAGGACAGAGAGAAAGCAGCCAGGAGGAACUUCCUGGCAGUGUGGUGCGACAGCCCGACAAUCCUCUUGAUAUAGCUGUCAUCAGGCUGGCAGAGCUGGAGAGGAACAUCGAGCGAAGAGAGGAGGAGGUUGCCCCGGGGAUGAGGUUGUGGCGUAAAGCCCUCGGUGAAGUCCGCAGCUCGGCUCAGCUGUCGCUCUGCGUCCAGCAGCUGCAGAAAUCCAUUUCCUGGGAACGAUCCAUCAUGAAAGUGCACUGCCAGCUCUGUCAUAAGGGGGAUAAUGAAGAGCUGCUGUUACUCUGUGAUGGCUGUGACAAAGGCUGCCACACUUAUUGCCAGAAACCCAAGAUCACCACGGUACCGGACGGUGACUGGUUCUGUCCCACAUGUGUAGAGAAGGAGAGCGGUCUAUCCCCCCGAGGUAGGAGGCAGCAGAGCCGAACAGCUGGAGGAGGGAAGAAGGGCAGUGAGGUAAAACGAAACGGUAAACCAUCUGUGGUGGGAGAGCUCAUCAAAGAGGAGGCUGCCGGCAGCAACAGCGUGCCAAAGAAAGGUACCAAGGAGUUCAAAAAGAGGAGAGGAGACGACAGCCCCCCCGGAUCCCAGGCCAGACAUGACAGUCCUGUCCCCUGUGUGAAGAAAGCCAAAACGGCCAAAGACAGCAACACAAAUGGACUGACGAAGUGCCGAGUGCUGCUGGCGGAGCUGGAGGCUCAUCAGGACGCCUGGCCCUUCCUCACGCCUGUCAACCAGAAAGCCGUCCCUGGAUACAGGAAGGUCAUCAAAAAGCCCAUGGACCUCUCCACCAUCAGAGAAAAGCUCACCAACAACCAGUACUUGAAUCUGGAAACUUUCAUCGCUGAUGUGAACCUGAUUUUUGAUAACUGUGAAAAAUUCAAUGAAGAUGAUUCAGAAAUUGGACGAGCUGGCCACAGCAUGAGGAGGUUUUUUGACAAACGAUGGACUGAACUGCUGGAUUGAAAAUGUUUCAGUGUUGACUUUCUACGCUCCUCUACAUAUUAAACUUCAUCUUUGGUGUGGGAGGACUUUUUCUUCACCUGAGACACUAAGUCCAUAAACGGGUUUAAAUGACACUGAUUUGCAAUGUGAAAGGACACAUUCUCCAGAAGGGAAAACAACUUCAAGCAUUAAUAUCUGAAAGUGCAAUACUGUUUUCUUCAUCAAAAUGCACUGACUCUUGUACUCAAUAUUGUCAUUGGGAAUUAAAGAUGGCCAUAGUAGAUAGGCCUUCGGCUUUUUUUUAACAUCAUUACUUUAGUUUAUUGUAUAUGCGUGUAUUUAUUUUUUGAAGUAUUUAUGUUACCGUCAGUCUCAUCUAAGAAAAAAACAGGAAAUGGCACACAGCUUUAAAAAAAAAAUCUAAAGAUUGUUUUAGGGACGAUUGAACAAGCCAAUCAAAAAAAUGUUUACAGCUUUUGACUUUAGGUUGCCAGCAGUUCUACUGUUAUUUGUGUAAUAUACAAGGAGGUAUCACUGUCACUAUUUACAGGACUUAUUUCUUAGAUAGUGUGUAAAUACAGUACAGUCUUGUUAAAAUAUUGUCAAUGCAUAAGGAUGAUUGUAGCACUUCAUGUGUCUCAUACUGUACUCUGCCUGUGCUGAAUACCCACUCACAACACUGCUCUCCUCAGUAUUGUAGUGCCUGACCUCUGACCUCUAAACAGUGUAUGGAGUGGUGCGUUGUUUUUCUAUGUGUACUGUACGUGUGUCCUGCACAGUAUACUGUAUAGAGCCCUUACCCAAAAUGUAAAACACUUCUGAACUUCUCUUCUAAAAAGAAUUGAUGUGGUGCAUAUAAUGUGUUUCAUCUCCAAGCAUUCCCCUCAGCCGGAGUCUUGUCAGACAUCCUGAGGGCAGACAUGAAACCUGCGCUGGGCUUUAAUCCAGCUGGGAGUCGGACAGAGUCACGGUCCAUCAGAGACGUCUCCAGACAGCUGAAGUCAGGAGACUUGAAGAAGUAACUGUAUUUUAUUAUGAAUAUUGUGAAAUGAGUAGCAACUUUUGUGGGAGUAUUAUUUUUCAAUAGUGGAUGUGUGGCACAGAAAAAAUAAACCUGUUUUUCAAAAACAAG